Chaetura pelagica (chimney swift) is the source of this 1209-nucleotide messenger RNA. It is a transcript of the gene HJV, whose product is annotated as hemochromatosis type 2 (juvenile). NCBI's taxonomy places the organism in Eukaryota, Metazoa, Chordata, Aves, Apodiformes, Apodidae. The record is from RefSeq and is a predicted model, not a curated record. Gene Ontology annotation, molecular function: coreceptor activity. Gene Ontology annotation, biological process: BMP signaling pathway. Bases 1 to 1209 code for a protein of 402 amino acids. The transcript has 4 exons. Gene Ontology annotation, cellular component: plasma membrane.
AUGGGGAAACCUGCUGGAAGUAGGAGCCUGGGGCAGCUGGGAAACCCCGGCCUCUUCCUCCGAGCUCUCUUCCUCCUCCUCCUCUUCUGCAGGCAUGUCUCUCCCCAGUGCAAGAUCCUGCGCUGCAACUCAGAGUACUACGUGGCCUCCAGCUCCCAGGCGCGGGGCGCGCGGGGCGCGCGGUGCCAGGCCCUGCGCUCCUACUCGCUCUGCACCCGCCGCACCGCGCGCACCUGCCGCGGGGACCUCGCCUUCCACUCGGCCGUGCAUGGCAUCGAGGACCUGAUGAUCCAGCACAACUGCUCCAAGGAAGGUCCCACCUCCCCACCGAGGCCCCGGCCACCCAACCCCGACCACCAAAGCUUCCGGGCCCUCCAGAUGUGUGACUAUGAGAAGAGCUUUGCCUACAAGCACGGGCAGCUCCCCCGGUACCAGCACUGCGCCGCCUUCGGGGACCCCCACAUCAGGACCUUCCACGAUGAGUUCCACACCUGCAGGGUGGAGGGAUCCUGGCCUCUCCUGGACAAUGACUACUUGUUUGUCCAAGCCACCAGCUCGCCCGUGGCCAAGGGCUCCAACGCCACGGUCACCAGGAAGCUCACCAUCAUCUUCAAGAACAUGAAGGAAUGCAUCGACCAGAAGGUCUACCAAGCAGAACUGGACAACCUCCCUUCAGCCUUCCAAGACGGGUCCGUCAACGGUGGGGAACGUCCAGGUGGGAGCAGCUUGACCAUCCUGGAACACGUUCCUGGGCAGCACGUGGAGAUCCGGGCCGGGUACAUCGGCACCACCAUCGCCGUGCGCCAGGCGGGGCCGCAACUCUCCUUCUCCAUCCGGGCAGCUGAGGAGGUGGCCAAAGCCUUCACGGAGGAGCAGGACCUGCAGCUCUGCGUGGGGGGAUGUCCCCACAGCCAACGCCUGCCCCGCAGCCCCGGUUGCAGGGGGAACCUGGAGGCUGAGGUGGCCCGAGCCCUCUGCAAGGACCUGCUGCCCGUCGAGGACGUUUAUUUCCACUCGUGCGUCUUCGACGUGGUCACCUCGGGAGAUGCCAACUUCACCCUGGCAGCUCACGGGGCUCUGGAGGAUGCCAGGGUCUUCCUUCCCGAUCUGGAGAGACUCCACAUCUUCCAGGCUGGGGCAGGUGGCUCCUGUGUGUCUUCAUCUUUCCUCCUCUUCUUCCUCCUCGCCGGUUUUUGGGCUGUUUUGUAG